Messenger RNA from Insectozyma verbasci, 1320 nucleotides. The record is from the annotation of a GenBank genome assembly. NCBI's taxonomy places the organism in Eukaryota, Fungi, Ascomycota, Pichiomycetes, Serinales, Debaryomycetaceae.
AUGCCUUCACAUUUCGAUACUUUACAAUUACAUGCUGGUCAAGAAGCUGAAGAACCACAUAAACCAAGAGCUCCUCCAAUUUAUGCUACUACCUCAUAUGUUUUUAAUGAUUCAAAACAUGGUGCUCAAUUAUUUGGUUUAGAAACCCCUGGUUAUAUUUACUCAAGAAUUAUGAAUCCAACUAAUGAUGUAUUUGAACAAAGAAUUACUGCUUUAGAAGGUGGUGUUGGUGCAUUAGCUACAGCAUCAGGUCAAUCUGCUCAAUUUUUAGCUAUUGCAGGUUUAGCUCAUAGUGGUGAUAAUUUUCUUAGUACAAGUUAUUUAUAUGGUGGUACUUAUAAUCAGUUUAAAGUUGCAUUUAAAAGAUUAGGUAUUGAAGCAAGAUUUGUAAAUGGUGAUUCAGUUGAUGAUUUUGCGAAAUUAAUUGAUUCAAAAACAAAAGCUAUAUAUCUUGAAUCGAUUGGUAAUCCAAAAUAUAAUGUUCCAGAUUUUGAAAAAAUUGUUAAAUUAGCUCAUGAUAAUGGUAUUCCAGUUGUUGUUGAUAAUACAUUUGGUGCUGGUGGAUUUUUAAUAAAUCCAAUUGCUCAUGGUGCUGAUAUAGUUGUUCAUUCAGCUACUAAAUGGAUUGGUGGUCAUGGUACAACAAUUGCAGGAGUUGUUGUUGAUUCUGGUAAUUUCCCAUGGACUGAAUAUCCUGAAAAAUUUCCACAAUUUUCAAAACCUUCAGAAGGUUAUCAUGGUUUAAUUUUAAGUGAAGCUUUAGGUAAAGCUGCAUUUAUCGGCCAUUUAAGAAUUGAAUUAUUAAGAGAUUUAGGUCCAGCUUUAAAUCCAUUUGGUUCAUUUUUAUUAUUACAAGGUUUAGAAACUUUAUCAUUAAGAUUAGAAAGACAAAGUUACAAUGCAUUAAAAUUAGCUCAAUGGUUAGAAAAACAUCCACAUGUUGAAAGUGUUUCAUAUUUAGGUUUACCAUCACAUGAAUCACACGAAUUGGCAAAGAAAUAUUUAAAUCAUGAUGCUAAAUACUUUGGUGGUGCAUUAUCAUUUACAGUUAAAGACUUAGAAAAGACAAGUGAUGAUCCAUUUGAUGAAGCAUCACCAAGGGUGGUUGAUAAUUUGAAAAUUGCUUCAAAUUUAGCAAAUGUUGGUGAUUCAAAAACUUUAGUCAUUGCUCCAUGGUUUACUACACAUCAACAAUUAACAGAUGAAGAAAAGAAAGCAAGUGGUGUUUCAAAAGGUUUAAUUAGAUUAUCUAUUGGUACUGAAUUUAUCGAUGAUAUUAUAGAAGAUUUCGAACAAGCGUUUAAAAAAGUUUAUAAUUGA